AAAUGUCCCCCUUUACCUCUUUCACUCUACCGCCACUCCGAGUGCCCUCUGUUAACUACCAGUCUGUUCUUUGUAUUUAUUGUCUUUGUUGUUUUAUCUUCUACUUAUAAAUGAAAUAAUAUGGCAUUUGUCUUUGUGUGAAAUUUCGUUUAGCAUAAUACUCUGAAGGUCCAUGCAUGUAGUUGCAAAUGGCAAGAUUUCAUCUUUUACAUGGCUGAGUAGAAUUCCAUUGUAUUCCAUCAUAUAUAUAUAUUGCAUCUUCUUUAUCCAAUCAUCUGUUGAUGGGCACUUCAGUUAUUUCCGAGUCUUAGGUAUCUGUGUAAAUAAUACUCCACUGAAUAUAGCUCCAUGUAUCUUUUUGAAUUAGUGGGGAUUUUUUGGAUAAUGACCCAGAAGUGGAAUACCUGGAUAUAGUCUGAUUCUGCUUUCUCUCACUAGUGAGGGUCGAACCUGAUAAACUAUAGUUUCCCAGCAAUUUACAUAUUAAUUGAUAUUGAGUUGUGCAACUGAGGACUCUGAUAUCUAAUGUACAUUAUUCUGGUCUUGUUCUUCUUGUUACUUGCAUUUCUUUUUAAAUCCUCAUCAGAUAUUUUGACAUAUUUCAUUUCUUUUUUCUUAAUUUAUAGUGUAGCUCCUUUGUAUGAAAUUUUGAAAGAACUCACUUUUAGGUGGAAAUUCUCAGUAAAGUAGAACAUCCAGGAGGAAACACAUACUUGCUGCCAGUCCUUCAUGUGUCAAACCUAAGUGCUUUUUGCUCUCCACCAUGUGAACGACUGUUUGUUCCAGGGUUCAUGGAAAAGAAAGAGGCUCUCACAAACACGCCUAUAGUCUCUUAAGAGAUACUAGCUGUAAACAUGUAGUUGUUCUUGGUAAUUAGUACUUGUGAAAAAGUUUUCCAAAGUAUUCUCAGCUCCCAAGCCUGUUACUGCCAAUGUCGCUACAGGUGAAGUGAUAAUUGCAGUUCCGAGGGGAGGUGAGGUCACAGAAUCACAGACUCAAAUCUCAGGGUCUGGCUACCCCUGUUGCACACACACUGACUGCUUUGACCUCCAUGCUAAUCCCAUCAUCCAGGCAGCAGAAUAAAGUCUGUGGAUUCUCUCUAUAUUCAUCUGAGAGCCAGAAUCUGUAAGGGAAGGAGUUAUAUCAGGAGUCUGGGUAAGUGAACAUAUGGGACAAAGGGAAUCUUCUGUGUAUGAACCUGGUUCAGUGCCAAAGCCAUGUAGGAAGGUGGAAUAAAUCCUGAGGCGUGAGUUGAAGUAGUAAACAAAGAUGGAGUCCUAGACCUUCCACCAAUUCCUGUUGGUUCCUCAUGUAGUGUAACACAAUCCCCACUGACAGUGAUUGUUGUGGCUUAACCCAAGAGGUAAUAAAAUCUGAUUUUUAAUACACUUAAGGACUGUAGUUCUGGAGUUAAUCUGCUGUUCAGCCUACUUUGCAGGAAUCAUAGACAUAAAUUUCAGGUUUCUAGAAGUGCACCCAUAAUACCUUCACACUUAUAAUAAUAAGAGUAGGAUGAACUUACAGGAAUAGUCUGAUCCUGCGCUGAAAAAGUGUGUAUAGAAGCAGCUGCUGGAGUAGGAAUGUUUUCUCUAACUCUGGGUGUAUGAAAUGCUCAAUAGAUGUAAUCAUUGUGUCUCUAUUGAUUACGGAGAGACUGUUCCCACUUAAAGUUAAGGAAAGAGCAUGUAAGAAAAAUAGACCUUUAUGAGUUUCAGACAACAUUUUUAGGCUCAAGUGUAUCUUGUAAGGUUUCUGCUGCUUUUAAAUGUAAUAAUAUCAAUUGAAAAAAUGUAUGUCAUCUAUAAAAUACAUAAAAUUUUUGCCAUGACAUUGCAUGUUGCAUGUGUCUUGUAUUUUAAUAUUUUUCACAAAUCUUGCCUUACUGCUAGUAAUUUUAUUUAACUGAGCCAUUAAUAAAUAGACAUGUACAUGAUCCAAAAUUAAGAAUAAUUUCUUACUACUACAAACUAUCAUGCAUCAGUGUCUCUGUCUUGUUCCUGUGACUCAGGCCAUUGUACUUUUGUUCCUGGAAUAAAAACAAAUGAGUCUUUCUGUUUCUAUCCUAAUAUUUAGACAUUCUUGCAUUCAUUAAAGCAAACUUGUCCUGAGACAGGAUCCUGCAGUUUUAGACUGCAACCAGAGCAUCUACAUUUUAUUAAGAUCUCUAAAGCUUUUUUCAAAGUUUGUAUUUGCUUAUAAAAUAAAUCUUCAAAUAUAAGUGGAAGCUUGUUAUUACCAAAUUUUAAAAAUAAAACACCACCAAUCUAAACUGAAAUGACAAGGUGAAAAAACAAAACUAAAUUGAGAUGUUUUUGAGAAACACAGCUAACUAAUAUUUUUAUAUAUUGUGGAUUAAAUGCACUAUCUUUGUUACCACCCCAGCCAGGUUCAAAUCUUUAUUUUGCCCGUAACCAGUGAGUGAACUUAGAGGAAGCAGUUAACCUCUCUGUGCCUGUGUUGUCUUCAUCUUUAUAAGGAAUGGAACAGUACCUGCCUCAUGAAUUUGUGAUGGAUAGAGAAGUUACUGCAUGUGUGGCCUUCAUAGCACUGAUUUGUACAUUGUAAGUGGUCUUAACGGUUAUAAAUUCAACUCUGUGAUGCCUCUAAAGGACAGAAAAAGUUUAAGUAAUUAUAUCCAAGUAGGAACUGUUGCUAGGCGAAUGUUAGAUUUCAGUUGACAUGGUAUGUGUGGUCCAUGCCUCUUAUUCCCAUGCAGGAUCCUCUAGCUCAGAAGACAAAUAUCAGUCGUUGAUAAAUGACAGAAUGGUCGCCAGUGUGGCAGUAGGAAUCAUCUUCUCAUUACAGACUACAUUUGGAAUCCUGGGGAAUUUCUCUCUUCUUUACCAUUAUCUUUUCCUGUACCUCACUGGGUGUAGGCUAAGAUCCACAGAUUUGAUUAUCAAGAACGUGAUUGCAGCCAACUUAUUGGUCCUGUUCUCUAUGGGAAUCCCCCAUGCAUUGUCAUCUUUUGGCUGGUAUCAGAUCUUCGAUUAUUUUGGAUGCAAAACUUUUUACUAUGUUUGUGGAGUGGGCAGGGGUAUGUCUAUUAGCACCACCUGCCUCUUGAGUGUCUUCCAGGCCAUCAUGAUCAGCCCCAAUAACUCUAGGUGGGCAGAGCUUAAAGUGAAAGCUCCAAGGUGCAUUGUCCCCUCUAUUCUCCUGUGCUGGAUCCUGCAGGUGCUGGUAAAUGUAGUUUUUCCUAUGUUUAUGACUAGCAAUUGGAGCAACAAAAACAUCACAAACCAAAAAGAUUUUGGAUACUGUUCCGCUGUUCAGCAUGACAAAAUCAGAGACUUUUUAUAUGCAGCAUUGCUAUCAUCCCCUGAUGUAUUCUGUUUGGGGCUCAUGCUCUGGUCUAGCAGCUCCAUGGUUUUCAUACUGUACAGGCACAAGCAGAGGGUCCAACACCUUCGUAGAACCAAUGUCUCCUCCAGGUCCUCCCUGGAGUCCAGAGCUACCAAAACCAUCCUUCUCCUGGUGAGCACUUUUGUCUAUUUUUACACCCUUUCCUUCAUCUUUCGAGUGUGUUUGGCUCUUUUUAACAGUCCCAACUGGUUUCUCUUGAACACCAAUUCAGGAAUCACUCUGUGUUUUCCAACCUUAAGUCCCUUUUUGUUCAUGAGCUGUGAUUCCAGUGUAUCCAAGUUCUGCUUUACCUGGAUAAGGAAUACAAAAUCUCCUAAUAUUAUACGAAACAUGUAAAUUGUAUGUAUUUAUGCAAUGCUCAUUUCAUAAUUUACUCAUCCUCCUCAGAGAUCCAGGUACAAUUGUGAGUGGCUGACCAAAGAAUUUAAACAGGACAUGCUGUGCAUCUUCUCCAAAGUCAACAAUAAGUUAUAGUAGUAUUCAUGAUGAAAUAUUAUAUAAUUCUUAUGUAGGUACUUAUGUGAUUCAAGUUUUGCUAAUGCUUACUUUGGAGGAGUUCAGAAUUUAUGCAAUAAUACACUCCAGGUUGCAAAACAAUCUGGAUAUUAUGGAGAAGUUUUUGAAUGUGUAACAAAUUUAUCAUAGCAAAUUUCCCAGAAAUGAACUAGGUAUGAAAUUUAAGAAGAGGUACAUGAAAAUGUAACAGCAUGUGGCAGAUCAUUAGGGUAACUGAAGGCAAUGGUGUAGAAGGGAAGUUCAGUAACUGAGUAAAGCUUUUGGGAACCAGGUAUGAGUUUUGUACAUUAUAUCCUUAAAGAGACAGUAGUCAUUUAUUUGAAGUAUAAUGUUAUGAAGGGAGAUGAGCAUAUUUAAACAUUUUCAUGUAGAAAUGGCCAGACUGAAUUGGACUGGAACAAAAGAGAGCCUAAAAUUACUUUUACCUGAUUUUUAAACAAUAUGAAGUGAACGUGACAAUUUUGAAAGAUGUAAAUUGCAUGGAAUUGGGCUCUGUAGAAGGCAGAUUUUUCUCUCUUUCAUGAAGAUGAUUUGGGCAUGUUGGCAAGAAAGCAGUUUAGAGCUCCACACUCCUGUCUCUAAAGUAAUUAAAUGGGCAUACUUUAAAAUGGGAGCACUGUAGGGGGAGCCAUUUGAAAGGGAAAGACAUGACUCCAUUCUGUUUAUGUGGCGUUUGUGGCUCCUUGAUUUUCAAGGAGCAAAGUGAAUAUUUCCUCAAUUUUAGGAGAGAUUUUUAUGUAGUUUUCUCUGUAUUUACAUUCUGAAGCUUAUGCAAAGUAUGGAGAAUUCAACAAUUUGAAAAACAAAAGAAUUAUUUUGACCUGGUGGAUGUAUAUGUUGAACCUUGUACCACAAAGAUCACCCCAUAUUUUUAGUCACAUGAAGCACUUAAAUAUUUGCCACAGUUCGAUCGUGAAGGAAGCAGAAGAAAAAAAAUAGAUGUAUAGACACAUACAUACUUAUGUGUGUGUGAUCUGUGCGUAUAUAUAUAUACACAUACAUAUACAUAUAAAUUCAAUCAUAUUUGUUAUCCAUCAAUCAAUAUGCUGGGAACUUGUAGGUUGAGAAUAAUUUAAAAUAGUACUAAUUACAAUAAAGUGUAUGUUAUCUGAUGUGUAUAUUGCCAUUCCAGCUGUUUAAUUAUUAAAAUUCCAUAAAG
This is a messenger RNA of Equus caballus (horse), 5041 nucleotides long. The record is from RefSeq and is a predicted model, not a curated record. NCBI's taxonomy places the organism in Eukaryota, Metazoa, Chordata, Mammalia, Perissodactyla, Equidae.